GAGAAGCAAGAAUCCAGUACGUUCAACAAACCCCGAAUCGAUCAGUAACAUAGCCCUGCCCAGAUCCAUUGCGACCGAACCGCAGAGACGCAGCGUGUGAUCGAGGAAGGGUGGAGGAUGACGAUUACAUUUGUGCUGCUAGUGAACAGGCAAGGGCAGACUAGACUUGCACAGUACUACGAGUAUUUGUCCAUCGAAGAACGCCGUGCUUUGGAGGGAGAAAUUGUUCGCAAAUGCUUAGCCCGAUCGGAUCAACAGUGCUCUUUCGUGGAGCAUCGGAACUACAAAAUUAUUUAUAGACGAUAUGCGUCACUGUUUUUCUUGGUGGGAGUUGAUGGUGAUGAGAAUGAGUUGGCAAUUCUAGAGUUCAUACACUGCGUCGUUGAAACUUUAGAUCGAUAUUUUGGCAACGUGUGUGAGUUGGACAUCAUGUUCCAUCUUGAGAAAGCACACUUUAUGCUGGAGGAGAUGGUCAUGAAUGGUUGCAUUGUGGAGAUCAACAAGCAGAAUAUAUUGACUCCUAUCCAACUCAUGGAUAAAUCCUCGAACCCGCAAUUCAAGCUUCCAUUGUCAUCUUCAACAUUCAGCGUUUUCUAGUUCUGUCGCACUUCCACCGUCGUCAGCCGGUUGGGUGCUCAGUUGUGGAUGGAUGAGACCAGUUUUCAAGGCUUCUGGUGCCAUUCUUCUUGACGAGAAGCUGGGGAGAUAGGCGUUUCAGUGAUGUAAACAUUGAUUUUCUUGGUAUCUUUUUAGAUUGAAGGCAAGUAUAAGAGCAAUGAAGUUUGUUCAAUUGGAGUCUGCUUGCUCUUGCCUAUCAUUUACAUGGUUACCAGAUCAGCAUUACAAGAAGUGGCCUACUUCAUGUACAGAGUCAGUAUAUUUAAAGCACUUUGACAACCAUGUAUGUUUUACAAAAGUUACACGAAGACCGAAAAAGCACGAGUGGUGCCAGGCCGUUUGUAGAGUAAGAGAACGUUUCCAUAUUUAUUUAGUGUAUCCGAAUUGAUACUUGCUUGAUACGUCGAUCACACAGAGCCCACCAGCAACACAUGGAAUGCAGGAUGUCUUGUGUAAUUGUGGGCAUUGUGGUAGAAGUCACAUUAUACUCAAUUCACUGUAGUACCAACUUACAGUAGUAUACUAGAAUAGAAGAAGAAGAAGCUCCCAUUAGCCUCUAGCACCUACAGAAGAUGGAAAAUGUACUUGUCAGUUCUAAGUCAAGGUUUAUUCACCUCGUUAAUUUCUUGCGCUUUCAAAUUGAGCAGGAAGAAUUUAUCUGUACCGUGUUGAUUUCCAGUCGUUAGAAUAUUCGUGAGAAGUUCUAACGACUAUUACAAGUUCGUUUGCACCAGGAGGUUUACAAUAGUCGAAGUAUAACAAUGAGUUUUGUAGACUAGGGAUGUGAGAAUCAAGUGGAUCAACAAAAUAUGUAUUCUGACACCUGAGCAUUUAAAAAAUUUUCAACCA
This is a messenger RNA of Marchantia polymorpha subsp. ruderalis, 1467 nucleotides long. The record is from the annotation of a GenBank genome assembly. Lineage: Eukaryota; Viridiplantae; Streptophyta; Marchantiopsida; Marchantiales; Marchantiaceae.